Physella acuta is the source of this 988-nucleotide messenger RNA. RefSeq lists its product as uncharacterized. NCBI's taxonomy places the organism in Eukaryota, Metazoa, Mollusca, Gastropoda, Physidae. The record is from RefSeq and is a predicted model, not a curated record.
AGUUCACAAAUGUGUAUUUCGGUGCGGAAGUAGCUUGAUUGAAGCGCAUCAUGGAUCAUGAUACAGACACAGUGUUUUUAAACACAAACAUACCAUUUUAGAUAACAUCACGUUAAAGCACAUCAUCGAGAUCUGACCUACGUCGCAUGUGAGGCAUGUGCUCUCAGAAGCAAGCAAAUGGCUGACGCCUACCCUGUGCACGGCGCCGCUGAGCCGGGUACACAUCUGACAGGACCGGGGCGCUCCUUCCCCAUCGCCGUCGGUCCUUGUAAAUUCUAUCGCUGGUCUGCCGAUGUGGCCCCUGCCUCGUGUGGGCGGUUCUGUUCUUGUGGCAUCCACCGGCAGAAGGGGCGAAAAUGGCGGGACAUCUACCUGCGCCUGCACUCUGACUCCUCUCUAAGACUGUAUGAGUCGAGUAAAGAAAACGCCAACUUAAUUACUGUGGUCUUCUUGGAUGACCUCUACAAGGAUAUCUCUUUCGGCGAUGACCUGACGAACGUCAAGGGUCUGUCCCGUGUCCCCGACCCAUCAAACCGUGCGUGGGACGGGGUUCUAGCCGUACCCGACGAGCCCAACUGUAACAGUGAGAUCAACUGGCUCGACUUCGGCGCUAGGGACACCCUGAACAAAUGGCUGGUGGCUAUUUGCAGCUCCAUCCCGGCCAAGAAACUCCGAGGUUGGCGGAAGUCACGUGUCUUGCUGGACCAGCAUAAGAUCAUGCAGGAUAGAACGGCAGGGGACGCCCUGGGGAUUCAGGCUCAUAUCGACAUCUUCUUUCCUAGAGAUCAGAUCGUGAAGAUCCAUCACAUGGACAAUCUAGUUCCCAAAAGCUCGAAAGGAAAAAAAGACAGUGUGACUCGGCAUUCGUCAGCCCCGAAUAUGGUGUAAAGUAACUAAACAAAAUUAAAAACAGUAUAUUUUUUUUUCAAAUGUUUAAUGAGUAAAAUUAUAAACUAGGCAAUAAAAGAAACCAUCUUUAGAUUUUUUC